AUGCUCCCGCUCCCGCUCGCUCUCCUGCCCCUGCUCCUGCUCCUGCUCCUGCUCCUGCUCUUGCGACUCUCCUCUUCCUCGCCCCAUGUCUCCUUCAGGUGGGAUCUUGACGCGGCUGAGAACGUGCUUGCCCUGCGGAUGGUCCGGAUGCCUCCCAAGGAAGCGAGGCUCAAGACGUAUCUGCUAUCAAGGCCCAAGGGAGGAAACUUCGACAGCCUGCAGGAGAUUCUCGCCAUCUUCUCCGCUGGGGUCGUACAACUCGGGGCUCCGAUGCGGGGGGUUGCGAUCUAUCGGGUGCUAGUGGUGAUCAACCCUUACUCGGGGAGGAGGCAUGCGAACCAAGUGUGGCAGUCGGUUGCGGAGAUGUUCAGCCUUGCUGGGAUCGAGACUGACUGCCAUCAGACGCAGCACGCGGGACAUGCGCGAGACAUACUGAGGGAGUGCGAGCUAUCUCUUUACAAUGGGGUGAUCGCUGUUGGAGGCGACGGAACAGCGAACGAGGUCCUAACAGGUCUGCUUGAGAACUCUCUUAACCUAGAGCGAGGAGAAGGAGCUCCUGCCUCUCCUCCCUUUGGCAUCAUCGCUGCUGGAACGGAUUGCACGCUCGCCAAGUUCAUCAGCUCUACGGAUCCCUUGGCUGCAGCUAGGGCCAUCAUUCGAGGGUGUGAAGUGCGUCCGAUGGACCUACUCCAAGUCCAGCAUGGCGACGAGCAGCGAUACAGUGCGUGUGGAGUAGGAUGGGGGAUUCCUGGGCACAUCGCAAGAGACUCAGAGUCUCUCAGGAAGACCUUUGGGGUUCAUCGCUACACCAUCAGUCUGUUGAAGAAUCUGGUGCAUCUCAACCCGGUAGCGGGGACAGUGAGGAUCCGGCCGGCGAUCGUGGACGAGGAGAUGAAGUUGAAGCCUUGCGGACCUUCCUGUGACAUCUGCAGCCUGCCGAUGGGUGAGAUGGCCGGGGACAGGGAGGAGGAGGAGACGGUCUCCGGCAAGUUUCUUUUCGUGGCCUGCCUCAAAGCUGACGCUAUCGAAGACAGAGAAGACUUCCUGCCCGUUCGUGCACCUGGCAGGUGGGAAGAAUCGAUGAGAGGGGAGGGGAAGGUGGGAGAUGGAUGUUUGGACGCGUUUCUUGUUGAGGACUUGAACCUCCUGGACCUAGCACACCUCUACCUCUCGAUGGGACCUGACGGCAAGCACAUGGACAACGGCAACUUCAAGCACUGGAAGGCCAAGUCGGUAACCAUCAUCCCCGACGACAGGUCCGAUCAUCUCAACUUCGACGGGGAGGCGGGUGAAGGGAUCGGAACCACAGUCAGUGUCUUGCCGCGAGUCUGUCAAGUUUUCUUCGCGCAGUGA
Guillardia theta CCMP2712 is the source of this 1353-nucleotide messenger RNA. Its product is annotated as ceramide kinase-like protein. The transcript is spliced from 17 exons. NCBI's taxonomy places the organism in Eukaryota, Cryptophyceae, Pyrenomonadales, Geminigeraceae. The record is from RefSeq and is a predicted model, not a curated record. The coding region runs from base 1 to 1353 and encodes 450 amino acids. Gene Ontology annotation, molecular function: kinase activity.